Messenger RNA from Gigantopelta aegis, 4248 nucleotides. Its product is annotated as glycerophosphoinositol inositolphosphodiesterase GDPD2-like. The record is from RefSeq and is a predicted model, not a curated record. Gene Ontology annotation, cellular component: membrane. The transcript is spliced from 13 exons. Gene Ontology annotation, biological process: lipid metabolic process. Lineage: Eukaryota; Metazoa; Mollusca; Gastropoda; Neomphalida; Peltospiridae. Gene Ontology annotation, molecular function: glycerophosphodiester phosphodiesterase activity. The coding region runs from base 258 to 2024 and encodes 588 amino acids.
UGUGAGAUGAGGAGUCAGUGCAGUGCGAUGAUGUUGCACGCGAGGGAGUGUCAACCGUUUGGUUCACCUUAUUACCACAUCGUUUGUCUCAAUGACGGGAGAUAGUGUUUGUGUGUGCAAGAUCACGUCUCGGCAAAACGGGCGUAGAGAUUUUGGAUUUCUCUUUGGAUUUCUCUUAUGCGGUGGUCAGUCUUUGAGAGAGAGAGAGAGAAAAGAGCGAGCGAGAGAGAUAUUGUUGAAAGUGUAAAGAAAAUAGCAUGACAGGUUUUCAGCCAAGCAUGGAGCAGCAUCUGGUUGCUAAGCGACACACUAGAAAGAGAGAUGUUUUCCGGUAUGCCCUGCUGACUGUGACCUUCUUCUUCGUCGUUUACUACUUCUACUUCUGGCUCAUAGUCAAGAACAGCUUUGACGACUUGAACUGGGAUCUGUUUGGGAAGCUGAAGACAUGGAUUCCGUGGUACAGGGUGCUGCUCGGUCUCGUGUGCGCCACAUUUGCAUAUCUCUUUAUUCUCAUGUUGUAUUUUGUGUACUGUGUGCUGCGUGGGCGACCUCUCCGUCUGCAUGUGGUUCACGUCAUCAUCACGGUGACGAUUCUCGUCUUCUGCGUCGUGUUCACCAUCGGCAUCAACAUCUUGUGGGCAUCAGAGUGGACCACGGUCUAUCUGUCGCUUAAGAUUAUGGGUCCGUUUCUUCAUAUCGGAGCAGUAGCCAUCAUGACCUCGGUGUCAUGGAUUGUGUCUUUGCAGUACUGUCGUAUGUCGUCAUGUGCGUGUAAGUUGUUUGUGAUGUCGGUGUACGUGUCGCUGAUGUUUCAGCUGUACGUGUCUCCGUUGUUCAUCAAUUCUCCGUGCGUCGUCUCCCCGGACAACCUGCCCAGGAAACCACGAACAGUCGCACACAGAGGAGCCUCAGGGAUUGUUCCAGAAAAUACAUUUAUGUCAUUCCGCUAUGCUGAGAAAUAUGACGCAUAUGUAUUCGAAACGGACGUCAGAAUAAGUUUCGAUGGAGUACCAUUUCUGUUGCACGACAAAACUUUCAGAAGAACCACGAACGUGGCCGACGUGUUUCCGGAAAUGGUUGACAUGGAUGCAUCACUGUUUAACAUAUCCCAGAUUAAAUCUCUGAACGCAGGAAGCUGGUUUUUAAAUAAAAAUCCUAUGUGGUCGGCUGGCGAUCUGUCGGAUGAGGAGAGGAAAGAGGUUGCUAACCAGACCAUCCCGACCCUCAGGGAGGCUGUGGAGGUCGUCCAACUCGCCGGUAAAAGAAUCAUGUUUGACCUCAUGGUGCCGAGCCCUCGACACCCGUACCACAACAAAACCGUUCAACUCGUUAUCGACGCCAUUAAAGCAGCAAAUCUGGAAUUGAAGAAGGUCUGGUGGCUCCAACACACGGCCAAUAACUCUAGACCAGGGGGCGUCACGCUUGUCGCGGAGGAAUACCAUCCACUAUCGAUGAUGCGUCGUGAGAACAUGUCCAUCGUGAACGUCCAGUAUACGGAACUAUCCAGACAAAAUAUAGAUGAGUACAGAGAUGCGAACAUCUCCGUCAAUGUGUGGACAGUGAACUCGAUGUGGUUCUUCUCACUCUACUGGUGUAUGGGGGUCCACUCCAUCACAUCCAACAUGUGUCACCAGAUACACGCCCUCCACUCUCCCGUCUGGCAUUUGGCUCCAGACAGUUACCGGAUUCUUUGGCUGACAGUUGACGUCAUGUCUAUAAUAAUCAUCAUGACAGUGUUCAUUGUGCAAAUAAUUCGCAUGCAUGGAAUAUCUUGUGGUUCCGACAUGCCGUGCUUUGAUGAAACUAGUAAACACUAUAAAAGGAAAUCUACGAACUCGAAAGAGAAACUGUUGUACGACGGAAGCGAGUCUAAUUCCGAAAGAACCAAUCACAUACCUCGACAGACUUGUGACAUAAUUAGUCAGCCAUCUUCGUAUCCAAUGUCCAAUAUGAAUUAUAGUAGCUAUGGACCAGGCUUCCAUAGCAACAGUUGCUAUCCAGAUAACAAAUACGAUAUGGAAUGAUAUGGGAUAUUUUGUUCCAUAUCUGUCCUGGUUUAAUUUAAUUUCCGUGUUUAUAUCCAAUCAAGAUUCAGGCGUGCUAGCCUGGGCACACACCCUUCAGCAUGAUCGAUUUUAUAGUGAUAAGCUAUGGUCAAUUCACUAAACAAUAGAAGAUUUUAUAACAUGUUAUGAUCCAUUCAUUAAACGAUAUAAGAUUUUAUAAUAUAUUAUGGCCUAUUCUUUAAACAAUAUGAGAGUUUAUAAUGAUCGGUUAUGAUCCAUUCAUUAAAUGAUAUUAUCUGUUCUGAUCCAUUCAUAAAACGGUAUAAUAUUUUGUAAUGAUCUGUUACGAUCAUUCAUUAAACUAUAUAAGAUUUUAUAAUGAUCGGUUAUCAUCCAUUAUUUAAAAGAUUUAAGAUUUCAUAAUGAUCUGCUAUGAUUCAUUCAUUAAGCGAUAUAAGAUUUUAUAUUGAUCGGUUGUGAUCCAUUCAUUAAGUGAUAUGAUCUGUUAUGAUCCAUUCAUUAAAUAAUAUGAUCGGCUAUGAUCCAUUCAUUAAGUGAUAUGAUCUGUUAUGAUCCAUUCAUUAAACGAUAUAAGAUUUUGUAAUGAUCUGUUAUCAUCCAUUAUUUAAAUGAUAUAAACUGUUAUAAUGAUAUGUUAUUAUCCAUUUAUUAAACGAUACAAGACGUUAUGAAGAUGAAUACUGAACAGAUCACAGCGUACCUCAGAGGGUGAUUCCAGGAUAGGCGUACUUGAAUCUUUGGUGGGCCUAGGCACGCGAUGAUAUGGUCGGCCAGUUUGUGUGAUGACAAUGUCAUAUGCCACUGAAUAUAAGCAAACCUGUGAUAGAGGUCUUGUUAACCACACCCAGACUAGAAUGAUUAGGGUUUAAAAUAUAAGUUUAUGGUGUCCUUCUGCUAUUUAACAGAAUGUUGUGGGAUUUUGUUUUUGUUUUGGAGGGGAUUUGUUUCUUCAUUUUUUAUUUUUUAUUUCAUUCUUUUUUAUUGUAUUUCUUGACAAAAAUUAUAGAUGUCAACUUUAUCUAAUUUAGUUGGGUAAAUCACUGCAGUAUUAGCCAAAGACUACAGUACUAGUUGAAUGAAUGAGUUGAUUGAUUGAAUAAAAGAAAAACACCUAACGAAUUAAUGAAGGGACAAACGAACGAACGAAUGAAUUAAUGAUUAAAUUUCUGUUUAACGUCACCUCGGCGUACACUGUGCUAUGUCUCAGGCCCGUUGCGACGAUAUCUGGAGUUGCGGGGGACAUUAUAUAGAGGUGGUGGGGGUAUGGGGAACAAAAGCAGAUUCAUGACUUUAUUUUUUAACUUUUGUUGUAGGACCAAAACCCCCGUGCAUAGACAGGAUAACACAUACAUACGGCCUUUGAUAUACCAGUCGCGGUGCACUGGCUGGAGCGAAAAAUAGCCCAAUGGGCCCACUUACAGGAAUCGAUCCCAGACUGAUCGCGCAUCAAGCGAACGUUUUUACGACUGAGCUAGGUCCCGCCCCGGUGGGACGAGGAAUGGAUGUAUGAAUGCAUGAUCAAAGUACAGAUAGUAUUCAAUCUAAUGAUAAUAGAUUGGAAUCAUGUACAAAUCAUAUUUAAGCCACUAAUAUAUAAGUUGUCACUGUUAAUAUUAUUAAUGUACAUAAACGAUUUAAUAUAUUAUUCUGAUAGUAUACAUUUGUGCAAGUCAAUUCCACAUUCAUUACGGGUCAGUUUUUCAGAUAGUCCCCGUAAAUCUAAGCUAAAUUUUAUUGAUAUUAAUUUAGGGGUUUUUUAAUGUUUAAAAUAUAAUUUACUUUGAAUCGUAUUAAAGUAUGUGCAUAUAAAUUAUGUGCAUAUUAAAUUAUGUGCAUAUUAAAGUAUGUGCAUAUUAAAUUUACCAAUGUAUUUUGAACAUUUUACACCCAUUUUGACAGUCUGAAUUAGUUGAAUAGUAAAAAUACAUUAAAACAUGUGCGUUUCUGUUGUUGUCCACUAUAUUAAUAUCAUUUAAAUAUAUUAUUAUUGUACAUUUAUAUUAGUAGUAGUGUUAGCAUCAUUAUUACAAUUAGUAUGACUGUACAUGUAUAGUCUUUUUUAUUAUGAUGAUUACACAUUAUUAUUAUAAUUAUUAUUAUUAAUAUUAUUAUUAUUAUUAUUAUUAUUAUUAUUAUAUAAUUAAUUGUACAUGUAAAUUGAUUGAUUUCGUCAUGUUUUGCAAUGGUUAAAUUAUUCAUAUAAUAAAUAAACCAAAACACU